ACCCUGGCCACCGAGGAGCAUCCAAUGGGAGCUGAUGGGAUGUACGACAAGCUACGGAUGCUGAAUGUCCAGACAGGGAGCUGGGGGGGGAGGCCAGGCUGGUACCAGGGAAGCUCGGUACCAGGGCAAGGGAGUACAGACAGCUGCCAGCAGCUGGAGGUCAGAGGUGAAAAUGGCAGUGGGGUUAAUGUAAAUGGAGAUGAUUCUGACGAGUCCCAGAUUCGCCUGCAGCUGAAGAGGAAGCUCCAGCGCAACCGCACGUCCUUCACACAGGAUCAGAUCGAGGCAUUGGAAAAAGAAUUUGAACGCACUCACUAUCCAGAUGUCUUUGCCAGAGAAAGGCUAGCAGCUAAAAUCGACCUCCCUGAAGCCAGAAUACAGGUAUGGUUUUCAAAUCGACGUGCCAAGUGGAGGAGGGAAGAGAAACUCCGUAACCAAAGGAGGCAGGCAUGUAGCGGCCCAAGCCAUGUUCCUAUCAACAGCAGCUUCUCGCCAACACUUUAUCAAUCGAUUCCGCAGCCCGCCACCUCAGGACCAAUGCUGGGCAGAAACGAGACCUCUCUCGCAAACAGUUACAGUGGGCUUCCACCGAUGCCAGCUUUUGCCAUGGCAAAUAAUCUUCCAUUGCAGCCUCCAGUUCCAGGCCAAACCUCCUCGUAUUCCUGCAUGAUUCCAGCCAGCCCAGCUGUCAGUGUGCGGAGCUAUGACACAUACACCCCUCCGCACAUGCAGCCGCACAUGAAUUCACAGUCCUUGGCUUCAACAGGAGGCUCUUCUACAGGACUUAUCUCUCCUGGAGUGUCGGUCCCAGUUCAGGUCCCUGGAGGUGAUCAGGACAUGGCUCAGUACUGGCCCAGGCUGCAGUAA
This is a messenger RNA of Carcharodon carcharias (great white shark), 867 nucleotides long. Its product is annotated as paired box protein Pax-6-like. Gene Ontology annotation, molecular function: DNA-binding transcription factor activity, RNA polymerase II-specific; RNA polymerase II cis-regulatory region sequence-specific DNA binding. Lineage: Eukaryota; Metazoa; Chordata; Chondrichthyes; Lamniformes; Lamnidae. Bases 25 to 867 code for a protein of 280 amino acids. Gene Ontology annotation, biological process: anatomical structure development; regulation of transcription by RNA polymerase II. The record is from RefSeq and is a predicted model, not a curated record. The transcript is spliced from 8 exons.